Molecule: messenger RNA, 1640 nt
Organism: Scheffersomyces stipitis CBS 6054
Lineage: Eukaryota; Fungi; Ascomycota; Pichiomycetes; Serinales; Debaryomycetaceae
Product: tRNA splicing endonuclease subunit
Exons: 1
Coding region: 1-1371 (456 amino acids)
Biological process (GO): tRNA-type intron splice site recognition and cleavage
Cellular component (GO): tRNA-intron endonuclease complex
Source: RefSeq, a predicted model, not a curated record
AUGGCAGACGAAGUGGAUGAGGCUGCGAUAGUAAAAGACGAGGCCAACUUUGAUGUUGAGGACGAAGUUCAGGACUGGAAGUUUCUCAACAAAUCGUUGGCAUCCUCAGGUAUUCCCAAAAGAGGUGAGAAAGAAUUUGCACCUGAUGGAACUCAAGUCCAGAACAGCUCUUUGCAAGAGUCUAGAAACGCCAUGUACGACGCUCUUGAAGGUGUAAGAGGUCAUCACUUGAAGCUGAAGCUUAUAGCAGUAUGGAUAGCACUGGAAUCUAAAUGCAUAAUGCCUCAUGCCAGAGGAAACUACUUCCGAGAUAUGGGAAUUCCCAUUCAUAUAGGCUCUAAAGUUAAGGAUGGUGUGGAACUAAACUCACUUGAAGCAGUCUAUUUAGUUGAAAGAGGUUCUGUAGUAAUAUAUCUCGGAAACGAGAGCUAUGACGAAUUUCUCAAGUCCAGUCAAGAAAGCGAAUUUGACUACGAUUCGCUUAUAGCUAUGGAUUUGGAGUUUCUAUACAGCGUAGCAUUCAACAAUACGGGUUAUCUGCUUGAUCAGUACCAGAUAUACUCGUACUUGAAACGUCUUGGUUAUUUAGUGCAAGACUUUAAGCAAAUCACUAAAACAGACCAAAGGACUAGACUACCAAUGGUCCCUUCAACUUUGUCUGUUAUCCCAUCCUUUCUAAAUAAAAUAAUGGCAACUACAGUUGUGAAAUAUUUACAACUGAGAUUACGUCAAUGGGGCUUCUUGUCAUAUCCCUUGUUCCAUAGCUUACAUUUCAUGACUAAGCACUACUUUAGAUACACAGACAUUUACAAGUCGUUGAGACUUAUUCCAGCAUAUUCUACACAUGACAGUGUAAAAGAGAAUCUAGAAGCUAGUGGGUACUCUAUAACCUUUAAUGUGUGGAAACCUACACCUUCAUUCUCCAAAAAGAACCCGCCAUUCCCUGAUUUCCAAGUAGCAGUAGCAAACACGGAUUCAGCCAAGUUUCCAACCCUACAAACCAUACAAGCAUUACACAACUCGUUGAACUACACUUUUCCCAAUGAACGGAAAACACAGGUAGUCCCCGCUGUUAGACAGCAGAAGAAAAAUACAAUGCCUCCGUCCAAAAAAGUGAUACGACAAAAGAAACAGCAAGAAAGACAAUCCAAGUUGGAUGAAUCUGUGCGGAAGAAGAAUGACUAUAAUAGAAAAAGAGACAAUCUAUUGAAAUACGGAUCCAAUGGGCGUACGGUGGUGAUUGCAGUUAUAGAUAGCGGAAUCUUGAACUUUGUCAAUUUGAGUGAAGGAGACUUCAGUUUGCAAUCUAGCACUGAUUUGGAAGAUAUUUUCCCCAGGGAAGACCACGGGAUUAUCUAUAAUGAAAAAUGAAUAUACAAGGGGCUUCAAUUGAGGGGAUUUCCUUGCAAAGACCGAUCUCAUAAUUAGCCUGAAAAGCCAAGAGUUGGGUAGAGGAGAAAGUAAUUAAAUAGAUAUAUACGGGAUAUUACGGGCUCAUAUUACCGACCUGAGAAAACAGAGAUGGUAAUACUCUAAAUACGAAACCAUAAGUCAUUCAUAUUACUUAAUUACUUAAUUAGAAACAUUUCAGUUAUUUGCAAUCCUUGAAAUACGAAACGAGGGUUUCAGGUACAAAGAAG